Phascolarctos cinereus (koala) is the source of this 2252-nucleotide messenger RNA. RefSeq names its product RAS related 2 (gene RRAS2). Gene Ontology annotation, molecular function: GTPase activity; GTP binding. NCBI's taxonomy places the organism in Eukaryota, Metazoa, Chordata, Mammalia, Diprotodontia, Phascolarctidae. Gene Ontology annotation, cellular component: membrane. The record is from RefSeq and is a predicted model, not a curated record. Gene Ontology annotation, biological process: signal transduction.
CCGGCCCCGGCUGGGCCGGGCUGGGCCGGGCCGGGCCGGACGCCCCCAUGGCCACGGCGGGCUGGCGGGACGGCUCCGGGCAGGAGAAGUACCGGCUCGUGGUGGUGGGAGGAGGCGGCGUCGGCAAGUCGGCGCUCACCAUCCAGUUCAUCCAGUCCUAUUUUGUCACUGAUUAUGAUCCAACAAUUGAAGAUUCAUACACCAAACAGUGUGUGAUAGAUGAUAGAGCAGCACGGCUUGAUAUUCUGGACACUGCAGGUCAAGAAGAGUUUGGGGCAAUGAGAGAACAAUAUAUGAGGACUGGAGAGGGCUUUUUGCUGGUUUUUUCAGUCACUGACAGAGGAAGCUUUGAAGAAAUCUAUAAAUUUCAAAGACAGAUUCUCAGAGUAAAGGACCGUGAUGAGUUUCCAAUGAUUUUAGUUGGUAAUAAAGCAGAUCUUGACCAUCAAAGACAGGUAACACAAGAAGAAGGACAGCAACUUGCACGACAGCUCAAGGUGACAUACAUGGAGGCAUCUGCAAAAAUCAGAAUGAAUGUAGACCAGGCUUUCCAUGAACUUGUCCGGGUUAUCAGGAAAUUUCAAGAGCAAGAAUGUCCUCCUUCCCCAGAACCAGCAAGGAAAGAGAAAGACAAGAAAGGCUGCCAUUGUGUCAUUUUUUAAGAAUCCCAUGAAUCUUAGCUGCCGACUGCCAGAAAAAGCCCUCAACUGCUCCUUUCUUCCCUCCAGUUUACAUCCUGUUGGGUACCUCUUUAGCCUUAUGCAAGCAUGUCCUUGGAAUGGCCACCAUGUUAGCCUUAGUCCAAGAAGCUGGCUAAAUCCUGGCCUGGAAGAUGAUGGUGAUGAUGCUGAUGAUUUUGUCAGUCAUGUCAGGACAGACUUAAAGAAAACACUAAGGCUGCUUCUUUAAGACCAUCCAAUUACUUUUUUUUUAAGCUAGACAUCUAUAUGUGUGUACACAUACAGACACAGACACACACCCACACAUACACACACAAUUAAUAUGAUUCUUUAAGGGCUUACACUCAUAGUGGGGAUGAGUCAGCCUUGAGUCCCCAGUUGUUUUCCAAGGUGAAAUCAUUGUAUGCAAAAUGAUUAAUUUUAAUGAGAUCAUAUUACCUACCGUCAUCCUAAAUCAAAACCUAGGGAGUUUUUGUUGUGGGUUUUUGUUUGUUUUUGUUUUGGGAGAAAAUGUGAAUUAGCUUUUUUUGCCCAAGAGAAUAAAAUUUGAUUUCAACUUCAGUUAGCCUUAAACCCACUGAAAUGAGUUAACAAAAACAAGGUGUUUUGGACCUCAUGGAUCACUGUACCUUCUGGUUUCCAGUGGCCAGAAACACCCAGCCAUCUACUGUACUUUUUCCUGUGUGUCCAGAACAGCUGUAGGGCUGUUAUUACUCCUACCAUUGUUGUUGCUACCUGGCUAAUGAUGGUGGUGUGCUCUGUGGCCAAAUACCUGGGCUCGUUCUGGACAUAAGCAUUUCAGUUUCUUAGGGAGUCUUUCUCAGCCAUUUAUUUGAGGGGGGAAUGGGUCAAGCAAUCAUUCGUGUCUGUCUUCCUUUUUGAGUAUUUCUGGAUAAGGGAUUCAAGAAAACAAACUGUAGUGGUUUUUUUUUUUGAUGUAAUAUAAAAAAAAUGGAAUUGAUCUUUCCAGGGUCAGAGAUGACUAAUGUUUUUGCUAUAUACUUUUAUACAUUAUUUUCUUAUCAAACUAGUUAACAAGUAUUUUUAUAUGUUUGUAAGCCAAUAUGCUUUCACAGCAUAACUUGUGUAUAUGUAAAGAUGAGUAUUUAAUUCUCACAGUUCACUUCUAACUGACACACAAAAGCAAAUGUGGAAGCUGCAGAAACUGUGGUAAAACUUCUCUUUAUUUUUUGGGCUUUUGCAGGGCCCACUUUUGGCCAGUCACAUCCCUGCCCAAGAUCAUGUCACAGGUACAACUCCCAGGAUGUGGAUCUCAAAAUCACUUUCGGUAGCCCUUACUGGAGACUGACCAUUUUCAUGAAGUAUUAAACUGUACAACUCUUAACUGACUCUUUGUUUAACUGUGGAUGGCUUCUGAUUUUUUUUUUAAGUUUUGUGGAUUGUGUUUAAACAAUUCAAGACUAUGCUCCCUGAUUUUGAGAUGCUAAGUGGUGGUAUUGCACAAUCACCGCUCUACCGAACGUGUACAACAGCCUCACAAAGUUGAUAAAGUAUAUGCCUUUGUAGAGCUCUGGGUGCUAGAAUUAAAGAGAAUCUGUUAUGACAAGGUGA